AUGGGGAAGGAGGAGAGCUAUGAGUUGGGGCCCCGGGGCAAGGCCCCGCCCCCGGCGCCCAAGGGUCGUGGUCGCCACAAGCAGGAGAAGCUGGAGGACAUGAAGAAGGAGAUGGAUGUGGGCCUGGCGGAGGCGGUGGCAGCCGAGCGGCUGCUGCGGGAUGGUCCCAACGAGCUCCGUCCCCCCAAGGGGACCCCCGAGUGCGUCAAGUUUGGACGGCAACUGGCCGGGGGUCUCCAGUGCCUGAUGUGGGUCGCGGCCGCCAUUUGUCUCAUCGCCUACGGCGUGCAGGAGGGGGAGGGGGACCGCGGCAGCUCCGACAACCUCUACCUCGCCAUCGCCCUCAUCGCCGUCGUGGUGGUCACCGGCUGCUUCGGGUACUACCAGGAGUUCAAGAGCACCAACAUCAUCGCCAGCUUCAAGAACCUCGUCCCUCAGCAAGCCACGGUCAUCCGAGAAGGUGACAAACUCCAGAUCAACGCCAACGAGUUGGUGGUGGGGGACCUGGUGGAGAUCAAAGGAGGGGACCGAGUCCCCGCCGACAUUCGCAUCAUCUCGGCUCAGGGGUGUAAGGUGGACAACUCAUCGUUGACGGGGGAGUCGGAGCCCCAGACGCGCUCCCCCGAGUGCACCCACGACUCGCCCCUGGAGACCCGCAACAUCGCCUUCUUCUCCACCAUGUGCCUGGAAGGGACGGCCGUGGGGCUGGUGAUCAACACGGGGGACAGGACCAUCAUCGGCCGAAUCGCCAGCUUGGCCUCGGGGGUGGAGAACGAGAAGACGCCCAUCGCCAUCGAGAUCGAGCACUUCGUCGACAUCAUCGCCGGCCUCGCCAUCUUCUUCGGGGCCACCUUCUUCGUGGUGGCCAUGGUCAUCGGUUACCCCUUCCUCCGGGCCAUGGUCUUCUUCAUGGCCAUCGUGGUGGCUUACGUCCCCGAGGGGCUGCUGGCCACCGUCACGGUUUGCCUCUCCUUGACGGCGAAGAGGUUGGCGAGGAAGAACUGCGUGGUGAAGAACCUGGAAGCCGUGGAGACCUUGGGCUCCACCUCGGUCAUCUGCUCCGACAAGACGGGGACCCUCACCCAGAACCGCAUGACGGUGGCCCACCUCUGGUUCGACAACCAGAUCCACACGGCCGACACCACCGAGGACCAAUCGGGUCAGAGCUUCGACCAAUCGUCGGAGACGUGGACCAUGUUGAGCCGCGUCGUCACCCUCUGCAACCGGGCCCAGUUCAAGCCGGGGCAGGACGACGUCCCCGUGGCCAAGCGUGACGUCAUCGGCGACGCCUCGGAGACGGCGCUGCUGAAGUUCGCGGAGGUGACGGUGGGGCCGGUGACGGAGGCGCGAGGCCGGUUCCCCAAAGUGGCCGAACUGCCCUUCAACUCCACCAACAAGUUCCAGUUGUCGGUGCACGAGGCUGGAGAACGUCAACUGCUGGUGCUGAAAGGUGCCCCCGAGCGGGUGCUGGAGAGGUGCAGCACGGUCCUGCUGAAGGGACAGGAGUUGGCCCUGGACGCCCAAUGGAGAGAGGCCUUCGAGGGGGCCUACGCCGAGCUGGGGGGGACGUGGAAGGACGUGGUGGGGACAUGAGGUACGUGGGGACGGGGGGACAUCAAGACCACGGAGGGGACACUGGAGACCACAGGGGACCACGAGGACCCCCCUCAGGACCGUGGGGUGGCCCUCGGUGGGGUCACCCCACACGUGUCCCGUGUCCCCCAGGUGAUCAUGGUGACCGGGGACCACCCCAUCACGGCCAAGGCCAUCGCGGCCGCCGUCGGCAUCAUCUCCGAGGGCAGCGAGACCCCCGAGGAGGUGGCAUCUCGGCUACGUGUGCCCCUGGAGAGGGUGGACCCCAGGUGCCACCACGAUGGGGAUGUCUCCACCACGAUGGUGAUGGUCUUCAUCUUCAUCCCUCCAGUCCCCGUGUCCCCACGGUGCCACCACGAUGGGGAUGGGGAUGUCUCCACCACAAUGGUGAUGGUCCUCAUCUUCAUCCUUCCUGUCCCCGUGUCCCCAAGGUGCCACCACGAUGGGGAUGUCUCCACCACGAUGGUGAUGGUCUUCAUCUUCAUCCCUCCAGUCCCCGUGUCCCCACGGUGCCACCACGAUGGGGAUGGGGAUGUCCCCAAGGGUGCCAUCGUGGCGGUGACCGGGGACGGGGUGAACGACUCCCCGGCGCUGAAGAAGGCCGACAUCGGGGUGGCCAUGGGCAUCGCCGGCUCCGACGCCGCCAAGAACGCGGCCGACAUGAUCCUCCUCGACGACAACUUCGCCUCCAUCGUCACCGGCGUGGAGCAAGGCCGCCUGAUCUUCGACAACCUGAAGAAGUCCAUCGCCUACACCUUGACCAAGAACAUCCCCGAGUUGACCCCUUACCUCAUCUACAUCACGGCCAGCGUCCCCCUGCCCUUGGGCUGCAUCACCAUCCUCUUCAUCGAGCUCUGCACCGACAUCUUCCCCUCGGUCUCCUUGGCCUACGAGCGGGCGGAGAGCGACAUCAUGCACCUGAAGCCCCGCAACCCCCGACGCGACCGAUUGGUCAACGAGCCCUUGGCCGCCUACUCCUACUUCCAGAUCGGUGCCAUCCAGUCCUUCGCCGGCUUCACCGACUACUUCGUGGCCAUGGCCCAGGAGGGCUGGUGGCCCCUGCUCUGCCUGGGGCUGCGCCCGCGCUGGGAGGACACGCACGAGCAGGAGCUGCAGGACAGCUACGGCCAGCAAUGG
Calidris pugnax (ruff) is the source of this 2730-nucleotide messenger RNA. RefSeq names its product potassium-transporting ATPase alpha chain 1-like. The record is from RefSeq and is a predicted model, not a curated record. Gene Ontology annotation, cellular component: membrane. Gene Ontology annotation, biological process: proton transmembrane transport; potassium ion import across plasma membrane; sodium ion export across plasma membrane. NCBI's taxonomy places the organism in Eukaryota, Metazoa, Chordata, Aves, Charadriiformes, Scolopacidae. Gene Ontology annotation, molecular function: P-type sodium:potassium-exchanging transporter activity; ATP binding; ATP hydrolysis activity.